Molecule: messenger RNA, 905 nt
Organism: Puntigrus tetrazona (Sumatra barb)
Lineage: Eukaryota; Metazoa; Chordata; Actinopteri; Cypriniformes; Cyprinidae
Gene: ciao2a
Product: cytosolic iron-sulfur assembly component 2A
Exons: 5
Coding region: 56-529 (157 amino acids)
Source: RefSeq, a predicted model, not a curated record
GGUCUGCGUGACGCGGAAGAGCGGAAGCAGCGAUGGAGAUGGAGCGGAGCGGACCAUGGAGCUCGUGUCCGGUCUGCUGAGCCGAGUCUGGCUGUUAGCGGGUCUCUCUGACGCGACGGAUGAUAAGAGAAGCAAGAAGAUGGAGGAAAAAGCGCUGGAGGUGUACGACGUGAUUCGGACGAUCCGUGACCCGGAGAAGCCCAACACUCUGGAGGAGCUGGACGUGGUGACGGAGAAGUGUGUGGAGGUCCAGGAGCUCGGAGACGACGAGUAUCUGAUCAUCAUCAAGUUCUCUCCAACCGUCCCGCACUGCUCUCUGGCCACUCUGAUAGGCCUGUGCUUACAAGUCAAGCUCCAGCGCUGCCUGCCCUUCAAACACAAGCUGGAGAUCUACAUAACCGAGGGAACGCACUCGACCGAGGAGGAUAUUAACAAGCAGAUCAAUGAUAAGGAGCGCGUGGCGGCUGCUAUGGAGAACCCCAACCUGCGGGAGAUCGUGGAGCAGUGCGUGACCGAACUGGACGACUGACCAAACGCCGCCGGGCUUCACUUCCCGUCCAACUUCCUGCCAAACAGGAAGCUAAAUGUUGCAUCACUCGCCCUGGAACUGAGGCACGGGCUUCGGUUUCUGUGCGUGCAGUGUUUCUAAAAAUACAAAAAAAGCAUCGAAACGACGCUGUUUGCGAUGCUUCCCAUCCGUCCCCAUUGACUUUGGCCGCGCGGAAGAGAGCAGCUUGGACAUUCUGCGUAGCGUCACGCGCUCGGAUUAGGAUGAGUUUAAUGUUUGGGCUUUAACUCCUUCAAAUCAAAUCAGAUAAUGAUGAGUUUGUAAAUAAUUCGAUUUUUGUAAGGUAAAAGUCUAUAUUUGUAGAACUUGAGAUUAUUAAUAAAAACGUCUCAGAGAA